AUGUCUCUCAAGCCAAUUAAGCUCUAUGGCCACACUAGUGGCCCCAACCCCUGGAAGGUGAUCAUGGCCUUUGAGGAGCUUGGUAUUCCUUACACCAUCCAGCUGGUGGAUUUCCAGGAUAUUAAGAAGGAGCCCUUCAUCUCAGUCAAUCCCAACGGCCGCGUUCCUGCCAUCGAAGACCCUAACACUGGCAUCACUCUCUGGGAGUCCGGCGCUAUCCUCGAAUACAUCAUCGAAACAUACGACAAGGAAAAUAAGAUCAGCUUUGCCUCUGGCUCGCAAGACUACUUCUCCGCCAAGCAAUGGCUUCAUUUUCAGAUGUCCGGCCAGGGCCCCUACUUUGGUCAGGCCGUUUGGUUCACACGCUACCACCCUGAGCAGAUCCAAAGUGCGAAGGACCGCUACAUCAACGAGAUUCGUCGCGUUUCCGGUGUCCUCGACCGCACAUUAGCUGAUAAAGAGUACCUUGUCGGCGGCAAGUUCAGUUAUGCCGAUUUCGCAUUCAUCCCAUGGUUCAAGAUUGUUGGAUUGUUCGAAAUUGAUCUGGAGAAGGAAUUCCCCAACCUCGAUGCUUGGAUCAAGCGCCAAGAGGCCCGUCCAUCUAUUGCAAAGGCCCUCAAGGAUCGCGCUGAGGCCAUGGCCGCACAUUCCUAG
This is a messenger RNA of Penicillium angulare, 654 nucleotides long. Its product is annotated as glutathione S-transferase family protein. The record is from RefSeq and is a predicted model, not a curated record. The transcript has a single exon. NCBI's taxonomy places the organism in Eukaryota, Fungi, Ascomycota, Eurotiomycetes, Eurotiales, Aspergillaceae. The coding region runs from base 1 to 654 and encodes 217 amino acids.